AUGAGAGGUCGCGCGCCCCUUCCGGUGCCCUCUGGGCUCCAGAAUGGCCACUCACGCACCCCAUCGAGUCUUGACAUGGCUCGCAGUCCGCCCAACCCGACCAACAAGACUAACUCUUCCACUCCGCUCUCCUCCGCAGAUACUAAGCACGUUCCCUGCAAAUUCUUCCGCCAGGGUGCCUGUCAGGCCGGCCCCGCUUGUCCGUUUCUGCACUCGACCGAUACUGCCAUUGAUUAUGCUCCCUGCAAAUACUUUUCCAAGGGCAACUGCAAGUUCGGCGCAAAAUGCGCUCUCGCUCACAUCCUCCCGGACGGACGACGGGUAAACCGACCUAAUGCUGGCGGCGGUGGUGGUGGUGGCGGCGGCGGUAUGGGAAUGGGUGGUGGUAGUAGUCAUCUGAAUCUGGGUGGCCGAGUCAAUCCGCAGGCAUAUGUUAAUCAGGAUUCCGCCUUGACGAACUCGGUCCUGUCGCAGCAGCGCAUGAACGGCCAAGAGCCCCGAUACACCACACAACUUCCCACGCAGGAAGAGCUCACCGGCCAGCCAGCGCCUAACUUCGACUCUAUCCCCACCAUUGACGCGGGGCUAGCCUCCGAUGCCGGCUCUAACUACGGAUCUCCAAUCGACGAGUCGCGAUUUCCCAUGUCGCCCAGUGCUCGCCAUCUCACAGCCCUCGAUGCCCCCCUCCCGGCCUCAUUUGACAGUCAAGGUAUCUCCCAUGCUGCUCGAUACGGUCCGGUAGCUGCUUCAAUGCCUUCGAAGUUUGGACUUGAAUCCUCGUCGGCACAGAGAACGGGCCCUGCGGACCCAUUCCGAAAUAUCCGUGAUGUUGGCUAUGGCUCCAGCUUAAGAAGACCUUCUUAUAAUAUUGGCUCGUCUCCUCCAGCACCGGAAGACUCACUUGGUCACCGGGCCUUACACUCCGCGCGCCCCGUUCGGCCACGCAUGGUUUCGUCUAGCGUUCCUCGACCUGCUGCCCUUGACGAUUGGGAUGAGAACUUCCCCAUGGAGGAGGAUUAUUUGCCUCCAGCCUUGCGUGAUGAUGUCCUGACACCGCAAGAAAAGCUGCGUCGACUUUCCCGGACCGAUAAUGACAUUAGCUCCAGCCACCGCGACAUCAGUGGUUUCGGCAUGACAAGCUCCAGCUUCUCCAAAACCGGCUCGCCUCUGGCAUCCAGCCCAUCUCGAUUCGGUGCUCUGUUUGCCAAGCAGAGACAGAGCAAGGAAGAUGGUUCCGUUGGAUCUUCCUUCCCUCACAUUGGCUCUCCUCUCCGUGAAUCCUCGUUGAACCCGACAAGCCCUAGCCUGGGCCCUAUCGGCAGCCGUGCAUCGCAUGAUGGUUCGCCGUUUGUUUCUAGCCCCGGCCGACAAUCAUCUAUGUCUAUGAUUUCUGAGCAGCUUGGCGGAUUGUCUCUCCAUCCAGGCUCUGCUCGGCACUCUUCAGCAGCCCCAGCUCGCCUUGAUCGGACUCUUUCCUCGACCACCAGCAAGAUCAGUGAAGAGGAGGAACAGAGCGACUUCCUCUUCUCCAUGGAAGAAGAAGAAGGUAACAAGCGCAACAGCUCCCCUGAUGCUUAA
This is a messenger RNA of Penicillium waksmanii, 1578 nucleotides long. Its product is annotated as putative spindle poison sensitivity protein Scp3. The transcript has 3 exons. Gene Ontology annotation, molecular function: metal ion binding; ubiquitin protein ligase activity. The record is from RefSeq and is a predicted model, not a curated record. Lineage: Eukaryota; Fungi; Ascomycota; Eurotiomycetes; Eurotiales; Aspergillaceae. Gene Ontology annotation, biological process: protein polyubiquitination. Bases 1 to 1578 code for a protein of 525 amino acids.